AAGCAGACAGGAGCAGUGACUUGACUUCUGUGUGUUGUGGUCCUCUGUAAUCCUCCACUGCCCUUCUGCGUAGCUGGAUAUUGCCAGUUAUUUCCCCAUUAGUAACUCUCUCAGUUGUUUACUUGUACCUGACAAUGGUAUCCCAUGCUUCUCUUUUUGAGAAUGACCUUACUUCUUCACAAGUAUAUUGGAAUCACCUCAGAAUCUACUCCUAAAAUUUGUAAGUCUUAGAGGCCCAUCUGACUUCAGGUGAGCUCUCUUGUUUGUUGGCUGGCUUUUGUUAUCCUUGUAUGUAAGACACAGAAUUAAGUUUAUGAAAGAAAAAGUUUAAAGUAGUGAGAUUUCACUGUUCUUCAGGAAAAAAAAAAAGCCCCAAACCCCACAAAUAUCUAAAAACUUCCAAACUUAAAAAAUUACUWUAAAAUUGCUGUUACCAUUUCUGAUAGUGGGUAACAUUUGAUUACAUGUUAUAACAAUUGUUAUUUAUGAUGAUAGCCAACAAUACAAAAAUGCAUCUUUGGGUCUUCGAGUUUCCAGGGCCUGAACUUCCACCUUGGGAUUCUGUUGUCAUUUCUUAGUUGCUGUGUUUAUCAGGUGAAAGGAAGUGAUUGUUGUGGUUUCUUAAAGUUUGUUGGGGUCAUCUGCACUGAUAAAAAUAGAACUGUACCUUAUUGGCUUAAAGCAUAGAAAAGUCUUGGCAUUUUGUUGAUUAUUGGCUUCUAUUUGAACCUGUCUUUCAGGUCCGGAGAGAUGCUUCCUCCUCUGGGAAGUGUAUGAUCAGAACUUAAUCUAAACUGCCAUAAAAAGAGAGGGCAGAUAUGGGGGUGGGGGUGGUGUGACUGAAUUUCUAGGUAUCUUCUAACUAGCAGUAGGUAAAAAUUGCCACUUAUGUGCCCUUGGUUUAGUUCGCCCAUUUAGAAUGCAAAAACUUGUGCUGUUGGGGAAGUAAAGAGAUAAGUAAGUUUGCCUGAUGAUUAGCAGCACAUAAUAGUGUUCUGUAUUAACAGAACAGAUUGCUACAGGGAUUACUGGCAAAGUUAGUUUUUUUAUAAUGCUGGCUUUCCAAGGGAGGAUGGGACUUGCUCUUUCUUGGUUACGUACAUGGCAUAUGCAUUGUGCUUGUUUUUAAAAGCUUUUAGUACUGCAGUUACUUAAUCUUCCCUCUUGAGAUUUAAUGUGUAAUUUCUGCUGAAGCUAUUAGUUAGGGUAAAAGCUGGAGAACUGAUUAUUGCAGUGGUAAGGCAGAGCUGUCAGUUUAUCAGAUCAGAUCAAGAAGAGGAUUGAGCUAAAGUCAGAAAGGGAAAAAGAAAACACAUUCAAACUAUUUACAGUUUUGCAUCAGAAAGUAAACAGGACUGGGCUAAAAUCAGAGCAGGUCAGUGCAAAAAACCUGGAAAUAAUGCAGGASUUGUGUAUAGCAUUGAAGCAGAUACACCCUCAGAAAACUAUGUGAAAUCAGUGGUGGCAUGCUCAGUUCGACUGCCUCAGCUGUGCUAAUCCAACUGCCUGCUGAGCUUCUUAAAAAUSAAGACAGGCUUAGAUCCUCAAAGAAGGAGAUCUGGCAGAGCUCACUAAGUUCAUGCAGRCUGCUUUACAGCUUGACAGCCAACCAUUGCAGCCACACCUGAYGCUGCAACAGAACAAGCCAGUCUAACCUGGGUCCUUGGCUGAAGUGACCAAGUGACCAACAUUCUGUGCUCUCAUGUUGGUCAGAAGAGCCUGGGUGAGACUGGGAGCUGUGCAGGAUCUUCAAUUCUAAGAGGAUGUCUAAGGACAGAAGGGAGCUAUCUCCAAUGGUGCAAUGGGCCAAGGAGUUGGAAAAACUGCCUGGCCCAAACCCACAGCAGGCUAUCAGACUGUUACUGGGGGAAGAUGUGGAAGAAGACAUUCCUAUGUUGGGUUUAGACCAUUUUUGAGUAAUCAAGACAGAGAUGGACAUCAACAGAAUGAAGACUGCAAGCAAUUAGAGUUGGAAGAUGUUCAGAAAAAAAAUUCUUCAUCUUUCACUGAAAGUUCCAGUACAUUGGUUCGAGUUUCUCCCGAUUUAUUAGAUGAGCCUUUGUCAAAAGAUGUUGGCAAUAGAGAGCCUGUUUGCCAAAGUGCAUCACGCCAAACUUCUGAAGUGAACACAUCACCAUUUUCUGUAUUCUGUUAUGGUCCAGAAGGCAACCAAAUCUCACGGGACUUUAUGAAUCCUUAUGAAAAUUCUGAGGACCUUGCAGGAUACACAUAUGGAGGGCAUAAUGGUUUGAAUGGUAAGAACGGAAUUGCUUUUGUAAACAUUGACUCCUAUGAGCUGGAUAGCAGUGAUGGAGAAGAAGAGGAUGCUCAAGAGAAAUAUUCUUGGAUAAGAGAAGCAGCAGGUCUAAUUCAGGGAAGACUAGAUAACAUACUUUCUCAGUGUGAAAAAGAGGUGGACUCUCUUCCAGACUUAAAGACUCAACUGUCUUCUUUUAGCCACAGCACUUGUAGGGAAAGUUGUGAAGAAGCAGGACCAAUGCCUUUAGCAUGUCUAAACAAUAGGACACUUAAAUCURCAGAUGAAGCUAUACCAAAAAUUAGCCUGAGUGGUGCCAGUUAUGAAACACAGCAGAUAAAACAUGUAGUGGAUGUUGGAAUUGGAACCCCCGUACCAACUGCUGACAUAUUAAAUGUCAGUGAUGGAGAGACUGACCAAGAACAUUCAUCUGAGCUAGUAGUGAGACCUAAAAUUAGGAAACAAAAUACUGCAAAACAGCUGGAGAGAGAAAAUCAUCUCCCUAGUGAUGAUGAAGAGCUCAGUGAUUCCUGGAGGAAAAUUGGAAUUGCUGAUGUCCAGCAAUGCCAUCCUGAGUGUCCCUUGAGAGAUGGYAAAGAAGAGAUGAGUUCUGGUGUGUUCUUUCUCUCAAGAAUGCACAGUGUUGAAAAARACACAGAAAUAGACCUAAGAAGAAAUGCAGUAGCUCAAGAACAAAACAAUGUUCUAAGGGACAGUGCUUUUUGGAAUGACUUUGAAGACCACAACAGACAUUAUUUAAUGAGCCCCAAAGAUGAAGACAGCUCAGAGUGCAGUGAUGGAGAAUGGUCUGCAGCUGUGCCUUCCUAUUUUGCUGCUAUGGAAAAAGAGCAGUCCUCAAGUGACGAAAGCUGGGAGACUGUCCCAGGCAGGGAGGAACAUGACUCUGAGGUGCCGAGGAGCAGCAGCGGUGUGAAAGAGGAGAACACCGAACUCUGUUUCCAAGAAGGGGGUCAGACAUUAUUGGAGGAAGGCGAAAUUUCUUGGUUACCAUACCGAGAAGAAGUAGAAAGUAGCAGUGAUGAGGAAAAUGAUCCAAUUAGUGAUUUUGUGCAUCUUGGAUUCUUCUUGUUGGAUGGAAAUAACAACCUUGAGGAUGACUCCAGUGUGAGUGAAGACCUGGAUGUGGAGUGGAGAUUACUUGAUGAGUUUGGUGAUGGCCUAGGACUUGCUCAAGCCAUUCCUCACAUGGAAUCUCAAUUUCUCACAUUCAUGGCGCUAGAGGGACGGUUAGAAGCUGUGGAGACUGCUCUGGCACAGUUGGAGUCUCUUACAUUUGAUGUUGAACAGACUCAUCCCCCAGCUACGAAAGAAACCAUAGAUUGUCUACCACAGAUGUUUGUCACAGGUGACCACAAUGGUCAAGAGCAGUGUUGUACUAUCUGCUGCAGUGAGUAUGUGGAAGGAGAGAUCAUAACAGAGCUACCCUGUCGUCAUUUGUUUCACAAACCUUGUGUAACGCUUUGGUUACAGCGAUCGGGAACAUGCCCUGUUUGUCGUCAUGUGCUUGCAUCUGUGCUUCCUGAAGCAGCUGGUGACACUAUUUUCUUUAUUUGAUUGAUGGUUCAGUACCUUCUGUUGACAUUACUACAGGACUUUCAAACUAGGGUUUGAAAUAAAAUCUGCCACCAAAAUAAAAAUGUAAAUUCUGCUUGUUUUGAUUAUAAUAGGAAAACAAUUCUGUAUAAAAUAUUAAUAUGUAGUCAUGGAUUGGCUUGGGUUGGAAGGGACACUAAAGGUCACCUGGCUCCAAACCCCCCUGCAGGGGCAGGGACACCUUCUUCUAGACCAGGUUAUCCUGUCACUACAUGGCAUUAUGAAUAGUCCCUCUCCAUCCUUGUGGGGUCCCUUCAGGGACUGGAAGGCCACCUCAAAGCCUUCUCUUUUCCAGGCUGAGCAAUCCCAAUUCUCUGUGCUGUUCCCCAUAGCAGAGGUGCUCCAUCCCUCAGGUGACCUUGGUGGCUCCUCUKKACUCUCUCAACAGCYCCCUGUCCUCCC
Messenger RNA from Malurus melanocephalus (red-backed fairy wren), 4273 nucleotides. RefSeq names its product praja ring finger ubiquitin ligase 2 (gene PJA2). The record is from RefSeq and is a predicted model, not a curated record. The transcript is spliced from 9 exons. NCBI's taxonomy places the organism in Eukaryota, Metazoa, Chordata, Aves, Passeriformes, Maluridae. The coding region runs from base 1802 to 3832 and encodes 676 amino acids.